AGCAUUCAUAUCACAGAAUCUGCACUUCAGUACAGAAUCUAUAUAUGAAAGCAUAGACUGUAUUCAAGUUCAAGUUCAUAGCACCUGUCUAUCAGUUUUUAGUUUCAAUUAUUAAGUGCUCAUCAAUUCAUACAUCAGUUUUUGAUUAGACAGAGAGCACAGGUAUGCCUCAGCAGCAUAUCUCACAACUGCCCCGAUUGGGCGCAUUGGUGUCCAGUCUGGACGGCCACCAGCGGGUGAACCUCCACUGCCGGGUCGUAGUGUUGGGUUCGGCCAAAGUGGGAAAGACGGCAAUCGUCGAGCAGUUCCUAUACGACGCCUUCCCUGUCCAGCACUCGGCUACAGUCGAGCAACUCUAUAGAGCCGAAUACCAGGUCCGCGGCACCGUGGGAAAGACGGCAAUCGUCGAGCAGUUCCUAUACGACGCCUUCCCUGUCCAGCACUCGGCUACAGUCGAGCAACUCUAUAGAGCCGAAUACCAGGUCCGCGGCACCGGUUCCCUAACGUUAGACAUAUUGGACACGAGUGGGUCGUAUGAGUUCCCGGCGAUGAGACAACUGGCCAUCAAAUCGGGCGAUGCAUUCAUUCUUGUAUUCUCUGUGGACGACAGCGAGUCCUUCGAAGAGGUCCGACGGCUCCGGGAACUCAUACUUGAGCUCAAGAGCCGAGACAACAACGACAACCACAACCAGAUACCGAUCCCCAUCUGCGUCGUCGGCAAUAAAAACGAUUUAUUAGACGACCGACGAGUCAUUAGAAAGGAAGUGGCGGAAAGUGUGAUAUGUCUGGACUGGGAGAACGGGUACGUCGAGUGUUCGGCCAAAAGCAACACAAAUGUGGUGACAAUAUUUCAGGAGCUAAUGAUCCAGGCAAAAGUGCCUAUAGAUGUCGGACCCGUUAUAGCCAAUGGAAAGCCCCGCAGGAGUUCAUUGCCCGAGUGUCCCACCAGUCCUGUCGACAAAGACAAGGGAAUACCUAAAAGAAACAGUUGUGCCGUUUCAUAG
Molecule: messenger RNA, 1004 nt
Organism: Oppiella nova
Lineage: Eukaryota; Metazoa; Arthropoda; Arachnida; Sarcoptiformes; Oppiidae
Source: the annotation of a GenBank genome assembly